AUGGAUAUAAAAACCUUGCUGGACAAUCUUAAUGAUGAAGUAUCCUGUUCUGUGUGCAUGUGCCCAUUCACUGAUCCAAAGCAGUUGCCUUGUUUGCACAGUUUCUGUCUUCAAUGCCUGAAUGAUAUUCAGCGAUCGAGCGGCGUCCAUGGCCAAAUUACAUGCCCCGAGUGUAGGAAACAGUUUCAAAUCCCUGGAAGUGGAAAUCCCAGCGAGCUUCCCACCAAUUUUCGUAUCAACAGUUUGCUAGAUGUCCUGACAAUUAAAGAGUGCAGUACUGCUAACGUGAAAUGUGGAAACUGCGACAAAAGGAGCGCCCAGACCUUAUAUUGCUUUCAGUGUUGUUCUUUCUGGUGCGAGGAAUGUAUUUUAGGACAUAACAUAAUACGCACCAAUAAAGAUCACAAAACUCUGGCACUGAAGCAUUUUCAGGAUCAAGACAUCGAGGCUGUGUUAAAGCGACCAGCAUUUUGCCAGAAGAAACACCAUGAAAAAGAAGAACUGAAGUUCUUUUGCAAUGGCUGUAAAGUCGCCAUUUGUAACACUUGUGCUAUGACAGUUCACGAUGAUCACGGCAAGAUGCUUUUGCAAGCAGCUACAGAUGACCGCAAGACACAGAUAAAUGCCAUGAUAAUUUCCUUAAAGAAUAAAGCACUAGAAAAACGAAAGGAGGUCGAAGAAUUGCUCCAAAAGAGCAAGGAAGUUCAAGAGCAGGUAACCGAGAUAAGAAACCAAGUGCAGACGAAUGUAGACCAAAUGAUUGAAAUCAUCCAAGCAAAGAAACAGGAAGUCUUUGAUGCAAUCAAUAAGCAAGCGAAAGUAUCACUGGAAUCUCUCACACAGAAAAAACACGUACUUGAAAAUCAAAUAACAACAAUUAACUCUGCAAUUGAACAAACGGAAUCUUUGUUGAACCGAAGCUUCAAUACUGAAAUCCUUGGAUUCACUGAAACAUUUGAUACAAUCCUAAAGGAACAGGGCACCCAAGGAAACUCUGAAAGUAUUCCUCGGUUUAGUUUCACUAAAAGCGAAAAACUGAUUAACCUGUUAAGCAUGAGCGAGGGGAUAGGUAAUAUAGAAUUUGUUUUUAGCGAAACGAAAGCUCAACAAUCAGAAGCUGAACGUGAAGAAAGCGGUGAAGUAUCUGGUGAAAACAUUAGAGCAAAAUUUGGCCGUGGUGGUUCUUUUGCGGAACCCAAGGUACAAACCAGUCAAUUAAGACGGAAAUCAUUUGGACAAAAGGGUAAGUAUUUUGGAAUGCUUAAUGAACCCUGGGGGAUAGCAGUGAAUGAUCGGGAUGAAAUUGCCGUGACUGAAUACUGUAACCACAGGGUUUCAGUGUUUAGUAGCGACGGAACCUACUUAAGAUCGUUUGGCAAGAAAGGUAAGAGAAAUGGUGAGUUCCAAUAUCCUACAGGAAUCGCGUUUGAUACUAAUGGCAAUAUUGUGGUUGCAGACAAUGAUAACCACAGGGUGCAAAUCUUUGAUGGCAAUGGCAACUUUCUUAGUAAGUUUGGUAAGGAAAAAAGUCGUCACCACCCCCCGCUCAAUUGUCCUGAAGGUGUGUCGAUAAACGGCAAUGGUGACAUCAUUGUUGCUGAUACCGGUACCCAAUUAAUCAUGAUAUUUUCUUCUAGUGGGGAGUACUUACGAAAAUUUGGCGGACCAGAUUUUUUCCUCAAUCCCUAUCACUGUAUCCAACUUGGACAAUAUCUUGUAGUCUCGGAUUGCAAUAACCAUUCCAUUAAAAUAUUAAAUCUUGAAGGAAAGUUUAUUUCUAAAUUUGGGAAGGAGGGGAACCGGGAUGGAGAGUUCAAUAAGCCCCGUUAUUUGUCAGUUAACAAACAAGGAUUGUUAGUGGUCUGUGAUUCGAGAAAUAACAGAGUGCAAGUAUUUGAACCAAGUGGAAAGUUUGUCACAAAGUUUGGAAGUAAGGGUAGCGGGGUCGGUGAGUUGAAGCAUCCAAAUUCUGCAGCAAAUCUUAGCGAUGGAAGGAUAGUUGUGUGUGACGGGGAUAACCAUCGAAUCCAGAUAUUUGAUCAAAUGUGUGAUACAACUUUAGUUUAAGAUCCACUCACUUAAAAAUGUGAUCUGCUAUUGCAGUUCAAUGACUCGUCUUUCUGGAAGCCGAAAAACUUUUUGUGAUGUUUUUAGUUUAUCUUUUUUUGUGAGGACUAUACAUGCUGCGUUUCAUUAGCUGACCUAAUUAUCUAGGUGAAACGAAAUUAAUGCCCCAUUCACACCAACUAAACAUUUUUCGUUAAACCAGGUUCAGUUUAAAACAUGAAAAACAGACAUGGAAAACUGGAACACAGGGUUUCACACAGGAUUCAAAUGAAGUUCUGCAUGUUUUGUAAUUUUCACUAAAUCUCAGUGCAAUCAAUUUAAGUUAGCAGCUUUUAUGAAGGAAAGAAAAUUCAGACCAACUAAAACAGCUUUUAGGCUGUUCAGUUAGCUUAAACAUGUUUAAGCUUCGGUGUGAAUGCGGCUUAGUCAAGCUUUUUAAUUUUAUAGAAAAUGACAUUUUUGUCAACGUGUUUAAUUCUAUAUACCUUGUUUCACAGUUUGUAUAGGUAAUAGCAUGAUUAGUGGUGAUAUUUGGCAUAAAUACCACGAGUGAUAUUUCGAAAUUGUGAUACUUAAUUUCACGAGCUGUUAGGGAAGUGAAAUUUGAGACAAUUUUGAAAUAUCACGAGUGGUAUUUAUGCCAAAUAUCACGUACAAAUCAUGCUAUUAUUUGUUUAUACUACUACCCGCAAAGGUUUUGUAAUUUUUCCACGUAGGUAUUUCAAAUUUAGCUGAAAUACCACUGCUCUAAGCCAAUCAAAGUGCAGAAAUUUCUCAUGUAGUGGUAUGAAAAUAGUAAACAACAAUAGACUACGAGCAGUCGCUUAAUUUUCUCCAAAGAUCAGUAGGGUAUGAUGUGUACCACGCUGGCAGCAAGCAGCGACGUUACAUUUUUUAAAAUAAUAUGUUUUUCAGUUUUUAUAUAAUGUAUUUUAAUUGAGUUUACUUGAAUUACGUUUGACAAUAUUUACAAGAGACUACUUGAAGUUGCUCCUUCAUGAAAUUUUCUUCAAAGAUCACCAGAGCAUCGAGCAGGCAGCAAAUGUCGUGUGGGCCUCUCGCGUCAGUCGCCCUCUCCCACUGGCGCUUACUUGUUACAUGUGCCAUCCCCCGGGAUUUGAGGAAAAAUAAGGGACUAUUUGCAUAUUUCUAUAUACCAAAGGACAACUUAAAGUAUAGAUCAUUUAUGUUUCAAGUAGAUGAGAAAGUUAAAAGAGCAAAGACUUACUUAAAAUAAUAGCUAUUGUGUUUUGUAGUAAUUGUACAAUAAUGUAAUAAACUUCAAUUUGCACUCAAAAAUUCAUUCUUUUUCUUGUCUCACUCGGACCUUGUAUCUUCUUAGCUAUUCCCCCUUGGAGAUUUUGUCAACAAAAAUCUUUGGAAGUUUAGUUUUCUCU
Messenger RNA from Porites lobata, 3464 nucleotides. The record is from the annotation of a GenBank genome assembly. Lineage: Eukaryota; Metazoa; Cnidaria; Anthozoa; Scleractinia; Poritidae.